AAAAGAGGUAGCUCUAUAAAAUACUCGCAAUAACAAAUUAAUUCUAUGAUUUAGUUUAACUCCGAAUUAUUUUUAAUAAACAAAAGCGACUCGAACUUACGAAAAUGAUAAAUGUGAAUUUUCCAGCGAAACUAUUAUUUAGCGUUCUUUUUUGAGUAUUACAUUAUAAUUGUACUUAUCCUAAAUGUUUUUUAGAAGGAGUGCGGCUCUAAAAUACUUUGUGGCGACGAUAUUGGGUGCAGCAUUUUACUGCGAAUGGGCUGUGUAUCGAAUACAACCGUUUUACUGGCAGCAAUUGGAAUGUCCGGCGUACGAUUACACCUGUACAAAGAUUCUGUUUAUUGCCGACCCUCAAAUACAAGGCGACGAUGCGGUUCCACCGCCUUUGAGCUAUUUAUUCAACUGGGAUAGCGACAAGUACUUAAAGUCUACAUUCUCAGUGGUACUGAAACAUUUCAAGCCCGAUGUCUUGGUGUACAUGGGAGAUCUGAUGGAUGAAGGAUCAAUUUCUACAAUGGCACAGUUUCAUGCAUAUGUUUUACGUUUGGCCAAUAUUUUCAAUAUUGAUUACCCUGUUGUGCAAAUCUGGAUACCAGGAGACAAUGACAUUGGUGGAGAAAACGAACCAAUUAAAAGAGAUAAAGUAGCAGAAUUUGAUAAAAUAUUUGAUCAAGAAAGCAUUAUCAUGUUUAGGAACAUAUCAUUCUAUAAAGUGAAUGCUAUAACACAUAAAUUUCAAAAGGGAAGAGAUAAAAGUCACAAUUUCAAAAUUGUUAUAUCACAUUAUCCUGUCACCUCCAGGCAUGCUUUUGGAGAAAUGAUUAACAAUGUGAUCCGUCCAAACAUUUACUUUUGUGCUCAUGAACACGAAUCAAAGUAUGUUAUGCAGAACCCUCAGCUCACAUUCAGAGAGACGUUCCCAUUAAAAUAUGGGGAUAAAGUACUAGGGAUAUCAUUCUCUUCCAAUUCUGUAGAUGAUACAAUAUAUGAGAUAUAUGUGCCAACAUGUUCAUAUCGCAUGGGAACCAGUAAGAUCGGUUAUGGAGCUGCUGUUUUACAAAAGCACAAUAAACACAUGAAGUACACAGUCUUCUGGUCGCCGCAAAGGUUCCCAUACUUAUUUUUCUAUUUAGUGAUUCUAAUAGUUUUAGUGACAUAUUUUUGCAUUUUCUGUACUGCUAAAAUAUUCUAUAGACACACAAAACCGGUAGCAAAAAGUGAAGAAAAGGUGCCAUUUCUGGAACGAAUUUAACAGUAUUAUUUAAACAGGUAUUUUUACAAUCAUUGAGCAUUUAUCAAAGUAUUUAAUCUUGCCAAACAUUCCCUUUAUUGUUAGACAUAGUCACAAAAUAAAAUAAAAUGGGUUUAUAGCCAAAGAUAAACGGUACCACCGAUACUUAAGCCUAUGAUGAUGACAAGUUACAAAUGUGGGUACUUAAAGCAGGAGAAAUACUUAAUGAUCAUCAAUAUAAACUUGACUGACUCUGACUGAAUUUAACAAAACUAUAGCUAAUGAUUUUCUUUUAUUCAUUCAAUCCCUUUUUGAUGUUAGCCUUGCAUAUUAGAUUUUUGACAUGCAUUUCAGAAUUCUGCCAACUAUCUAUUUGUAAUAAAGCAUAAGAAAACAUUGAGACAUCUCAGUAACAAGAACCAUUGUACAAAUGCCAAUUUGUCUGAUUUGAUUACCAUGACUUCGUCAUUGGCUGUAUAUACUUUACGAGCCCUAUCUCAUUAGGACGUAUGAGGGUGCAACCCGGGUCAUAGAAUAAAGAAUAA
Pectinophora gossypiella (pink bollworm) is the source of this 1776-nucleotide messenger RNA. RefSeq lists its product as uncharacterized. Gene Ontology annotation, cellular component: endoplasmic reticulum. The transcript is spliced from 6 exons. The coding region runs from base 185 to 1252 and encodes 355 amino acids. The record is from RefSeq and is a predicted model, not a curated record. Lineage: Eukaryota; Metazoa; Arthropoda; Insecta; Lepidoptera; Gelechiidae. Gene Ontology annotation, biological process: GPI anchor biosynthetic process. Gene Ontology annotation, molecular function: hydrolase activity.